AUGAAGCCUGAGAAGGCGGAGAAAGCUUCGAGCUCGUCGAUGGCUCUGAAGGUUGUGCGGAGAUCUCAGGUUUUCAAGAAGGCCGCGGCUGGUCGCUGGAAGACGAAGGUCGCUGGGGAAGGUGCAGCUGAGGCCAAGGCGAAGGUCCCAACGAAGGAAGCCGUUUUACAGGCAGCUGUAUCUGGGAGAAAGACAGCAGCAUCUACGAAGAAGGCAGCCCUGGCACCAUCUGCUGUAAAGAAGCUCAUGUCAGGAAGAAAGUCCCUGAUAGUUCGUCACAUGAGCACGUCGAAGAAAUCUACGAAGUUUAUUAGGGAUGCGAGUGCGAAGGUGAUGAAGCCAGUUGCGAAGGCAAAAUCUGCUAGAGCGGCAGGUCCAUCGGCGAAGAAGGCCAAGAAGCGUGAUGUCGUCCAACUAGAUGCUGACGACGAAUCCGAAGCAAAUGGUAUUGGUGAAGAUUGCGGUAAGGAAGUGUGUGACGAGGACGAUGAGGAUGAGGAGGAUCAAGAAAGUAACGAGGACGAUGAUGAAGAAGAUAGCGAGGACGAUGGGGAUGAGGAGGAUCGAGAGGGUAACGAGGACGAAGGUGACGAGGACACAGAAAGAGAUGAAAAGGUCCAACGGAAUUUGACGCAGCCUUUUAGGGGAAGGAUAUCCGAGCGAGUUCAGGUGUUCGGAAGGAAGACUGAAGUGCAGAGACCUCGGUGA
This is a messenger RNA of Physcomitrium patens, 708 nucleotides long. Lineage: Eukaryota; Viridiplantae; Streptophyta; Bryopsida; Funariales; Funariaceae. The record is from RefSeq and is a predicted model, not a curated record.